Molecule: messenger RNA, 1569 nt
Organism: Colletotrichum siamense
Lineage: Eukaryota; Fungi; Ascomycota; Sordariomycetes; Glomerellales; Glomerellaceae
Exons: 1
Coding region: 1-1569 (522 amino acids)
Source: RefSeq, a predicted model, not a curated record
AUGGCCUCCGAACAUAACCCCUUCCGCAGGAAGACCACCUCGACUUCCUUCUCUUCUACCCCUCAGCCUGUCACAACAUCUGCCUUUCUCGAAUCCAUCACAUCCGGAAUCUCGAGGGAUAACGCUCCCUCGCCUCCCGAAGUUCGACCUGCGAAAGCCAAGGUUGUCAAAAGGGUAAGGGUGUUGUCUCCGCCGCCCUCCUCGCCUUCCUCCCCCGAAUCGGUGCACAGUAGAGGCUUUGGUCGUCAAGACGACAGUAGCGACGACGGCUCAGACGACGAUGACGACCAAUUCUCAAAGAGGUUUCCCGAGCUUCCCGACGGCCUUCCUGAGGCUGCGCCGCUGCGCAUCGCCAACGCCGUCCCCAACCACACGCCUGAAAACCCCUUUGGUAAGACGUUGCAGGAUCUGGAAGGCCUGACGGACGGAAAGGCCUCGUCUGGCGGGGCAGCCAAAUCCCUCGACGUCAAUGCGUUCAAGAUGCUGCUGCUUACCGGCCAACCUGGAGCUGGAAUACCGGCUCAAAAGGCACAAUCCCAAGGCGACAGGGCUGCAGAGGCCGCAAAUGCGUCCGGAUCAGAUACGUCUUUCGCGGAGACGCCCCGGUCAUCAACGGACAUCGCGGACCGCGGUAUCAUCCUUGCUUCACCUCCGACAAAGAGAAAGCCCCCUCCGCCAAGUUCCAGGCAUGGAAGGAAGAUUAGCGUUCAGACGCCAGAACGACCUCACAUCUCAUCUGAGACGGCAUCGCCGAUCUCUCCGUCCGAUGUGAACAAGCCCCUCCCUCCCGCUCCCAGCUCGUAUGGUGGGGAGGGGACGGAAGAUGUCUUUGCCCGAGAGGCCGCGGGCAAGAUCCCCGAUCAGGAUUCCCCCACUCCCAGUUCGACACCCACCCCGGCCACGUCGGUGUCGGCGAAAAAGCCAACGCCAGCACCCCCACCACGACGGGGCCACGCGCGGAGCCAAUCCCUCACGGCGUCCGCCGGGGCCAAUGUCCCGAGCAAGGCGGGCAAUGAGGCCGAUACGCCGCCUCGGUCUUCGUUGGAAUCGCAGCGCUCGCGGUCGGAGAGUUUCCGGAGUAUCAAUGCCCCUGCGCCACCCCCGCCACCUCGGCGACCGAAUGCAUCACAUCGCCAGUCGUUCCAAGCUUCACCGUCAGCGGCUUCGUUCAGCCCUGUACCGUCCGACCUUGAGAACACUGCGUCGGGCAACACUCCCCCAAAGAUCUCUCCGCCGCCACCACCUCCCGCGCGGAAUACUUCGACACGCCGUCCUCCAAGCGUGAGAAGUUUUGACGCAACGAGCAGGAAGGUGAGCGGCGGAAAAGAGGGAGCUCCUCCGCCGCCUCCACCUCGACAACGAGGGAGCAGUCGCGGAAGCAUGGAUUAUGUAAGAAGGCCAAGCGUUGAUAGUACGAGAGGAUUUAGCACGAACGUGCCAGAAGAGCCAAGGACAGAGGACCUGGCACAGGAUUAUGAGGCCAAUUUUGGCAAAGGUGCAGACAUUCUUGCCGAUUUGGACGCGCUGCAGCGUGAGGUAGACGCUUUGAGGGCGCAACAGGCGAAGUAG